This is a messenger RNA of Biomphalaria glabrata, 7724 nucleotides long. RefSeq lists its product as uncharacterized. Gene Ontology annotation, biological process: protein desumoylation. Gene Ontology annotation, cellular component: cytoplasm; nucleus. Lineage: Eukaryota; Metazoa; Mollusca; Gastropoda; Planorbidae. Bases 397 to 6861 code for a protein of 2154 amino acids. The transcript has 28 exons. The record is from RefSeq and is a predicted model, not a curated record. Gene Ontology annotation, molecular function: SUMO-specific endopeptidase activity.
UAUUAGUACUAGAUAUAGAAUCUAGAACUUUUACGACAUCGAUAGACUAAAAGCGACUCACUCAUCCGGGGUUGAUGGACGUUCGUUAGUGUUGUAGAAUCUUGUAUUUUGAAUCGAUAAACUCUGUUGUUUAAUUUGUAUUGCAUAUCUAGUCGAUCCAAUUUGAUAUAUUAUAGACUAGAAAUCUAGAUUAGAAUUCUAGAUCUAUUUGCUAGAGAGUGAGUGCUUAGGCUUAAGCACUGAAUCAUUUUAAUGGUUAGUUGACGGUCCUUUGAGUCUUUGAUUAAAAGUGCACGUGGACUCCAGUGUGCUUUGUAUUUAAAGUGAUCUGAGGAUCAGAAAGCAUGCAUAUGUCAGUGUGUAUCUUCAUCUAGAUGAUGUGUUAACUAGUCAAUAAUGUCUGCUAGUCAAGAAUGGAGCGAUGCUUUAAAAGCUGGUAUGGGGCUUCAUGAUGAUUUUCCCCUAACUGGUGGUUACCAGCAUGAUGUGCAGGCUGACUUAUUGCCUACGUCGACACAAAGUCCACAGCGUUCUCCCCAACAGUCUCCUGACAGUCAACACAAGGAUGGUCAACAUAAUGUAGGCACAGCCUCACAACAGGAACAACAUGUAUCACAAUCCUAUGUUGCUCCGUACUCUGAACAGUCUGUUCAUGGGACAUUCUCAGGGGAGCCACAUCAUCUUCAAAGCUCAACUGUCCAGUCUGAUAAAAAUACUCUCUCGGGUCAUGGUCAUCCUCAGCGAUUCACUGCCAGACCAUCACAGUUUGGUCCUCGUGGCCCUCAGGACUCUAAUGUUAACAAUUUGCAGUCUCAGCCUAGAAUGGUUCGUCCGUCUCAAGAUCCCACUAGAGCUGGACAGCCUCAUCAGCCUCAGCCACGUCCGAUGUUCAGUAAUGCAGGUCCCAGAUAUCAGCAUGGCCCUAGAAUGUCAAAUCCUGGACAGCCUUUCAGUAAGCAGAAUCCAGGGGGACCGCAGAAUCAAAUUAAUCCAGGGGGACCACAGCAACAGAUCAAUCAAGGUGGUUCACAGCAACAAGGGGGACAACAACAGUCAAUGAAUCAAGGAGGACAGCAGCAAAUGAAUCCUGGCAUUAGACAGCAGCAAUUCAGAUCUCCUGCUCCUGGUAACUCUCCCAACAAAACUAAUGCUCAAAAUGUUCGAGCUCAAACACCAGGUCAAGUGCGACCUGGCCAGUUCAGAUCUGGUGUACCGCCACAAAACAUACGACACCCAAUUUCAAAUACUGGCAAUCAAUUUACACCUCCCCGACACCAGGCCCCGCAAGUUUUCCCUGCUCAUGACUCCCAGCAAAGAAUGGUCAGCGGCCCAGGGACCAUUCUUCAGGGGAGGCCUGAAUAUCCCGAUGAAAUGUUUGAAGACGAUUUCUAUGAUGAGGAUUACGAUGACGAGAUGGAAGAAGAUGAGGAAAUGUAUGAUGGCAACUACCCUCGGACGAACGUCCACUAUGGCUUCCCUGACAGUGAUAGUGAUGAAAUCUCAGAAGAAGAGUCCAUGCUGCUGGAAGAACUGAACUGUUGCGAAGACGAAGAAAGAUAUGAAGAAAUAAUGAACCAGCUCAGAGAAAAAGGCGUGGACCCAGAAGAACUCGAUGAGAUUAUGUACCACCGGAACAUGAGAAACUACCAACCGGAGAUGUAUAAUGAAGAUUCUUAUGAUGAAGAGGAUGGUGAGGAAGGCGAGGAAGAUGAGAAUGAAGAAAACAUGGAGGAGGAAGGAUGUGUUUCCUCUUCUUCCCAAAGACAGUUGGGUGUUGAGCAACAUCUGCCUCAGGUAAACCUGCAGCACAGAGGCCCAAACACACCAGGAUAUCAGGCUGGACACAAACAAUCCCCUAUGUAUCCUGGCUCCCAACAAAACAUUAGACAGCCUAUGAAAUAUAAUCCUGCUGGCUCAUAUCAACCUCACAUGAUCCCUGGCAACCCAUCUCAACCAGGCUGGAUAAAAGGAAACCCUUCUCAACGAUCACCAAACCCUAAAAGCAUUCCGCAUUUAACUGGCCCUCAGGGUACCCCAACUCAGCGACCUCCAAUGCGACCUCAGCUAUCGGUGUCCAGUCCGACGGCUAGUACUGUCAAACUAGUCCAACCUUCAGUCAUGAUAAGCAGCAACAACCUGGCACCGGGCCAAACAUCGCAAAAUAAACCAACACCCCAACAUGGCCUCACUGUUCAGCAAACUCCUAUUAGCCCUACGCAGCAAGGAUCUUCUCGACCUAUGGGCACAACCCAACAAGGACCCUCUCAGCCUAUGAGCUCCCUGCAGCAAGGAGCUUCUCAAACCAUGGGCUGUGUACAGCAAGGACCUUCUCAACCUGUGGGUCAUUCACAGCAAGCACCAUCUCAAUCUACAGGAUCCAUACAACCAGGAGCAUCUCAGCCUAUGGGUUCUUCACAGCAAGGAAUUUCUCAAUCCUUGGGUUCUAAUCAGUUAGGACCUCAAUUGAUGGGCUCUGCACAACAAGGACCUUCACAGACUAUGGGCUCAGCAGGUCAGCUCCCAUCAAUUCGAGGUGUUUCACCUAGGCUGCCUUCUCAAACUGUUCAACAAUCUACUGCUCAGAUCCAACCAGAGUUGAGUGCUGGUCAACCUAGACUCAAUAAUAAUUUUCAGUCUUUAACAAGACCGUCUAAUGCUCAACAGCCUGUAAGGCCUCCAUUGGUCAGGGAGUCUAGUGAGGCAAGUUUAGCAAGGCUGGAAGUCCAGCAUAUGCAACAAAUCUUAGAUGAAGAAAUCAAAGCCAAAAAAGGAGGUGGUUCGUCUCGGCAGCUUCUUUCCAAUCAAACCCCAGCGUUGCGUCCACAACAGCAGCCAGUAACAUCUGGGUACCAGCCUAAACACCAGCUUCCUCCUCGGCAGCCUAUUCCUGCUAUUUGUGAUCCAAACUCUAGCGCUCUACUAACGUCAGGGGGUCGACCAGUUUGCAGUGUUGUUCCUUUCACCACACGAGCACAGGCUUCUGCCCAGAGACUGCCGGUGCCGGCCCAGCCGCCCAACAGUUUUGUGAGACCUAGAGCUCCCAGCACUAUCAGUGUACAAACCAACAGUCCCUCACCUUCCAGUCAGGUGGGCUUCAUACCCCCACCAAACAGUACCACUCCCUCAGUGGCUCCACCAGUGAGAGGACAGAUGUCACCUGUACAAAACUCCGCACAAGUGUUACCUCAGAGUCCUUUCUUUGAACAGGCAAAACCACAAGAUCAACAAUCAUACCAGCCUUCACAACAACCUUCCCUUGUUCAAGCACCUUCACAGCAACAUCCAUCCCUUGUGCAGCAAAUGCAACCAUCCUUUCAGCAAAUGCAGCAGUUGCCAUCAUCACAGCAAGUACAACAGCUUCCAUCUUCACAGCAGACACAGCAGCUUACACAUUUACAACAUUCCCCAGCAUUACCACAGAUGCAACAGCAGCCGACUUUGCAGCAGACCCAGCUGCAACCUUCAGUACAGCAGGCACAACAACAAUCAUCUUUACAGCAAGCACAACAUACCUCAGCUUUACAACAGACUCAGCAACUACCUUCGUUACAUCAGACACAGCAAGCACCACCUUUACAACAGACUCAACACCAGUCGUCCAUACAGCAGAUGCAGCCAACCGCAGGCAUCCAGUAUGCUUCUCAAGGCUACAAAUCCCAUGAGUCAUUCAGUCUGGAGAGUUUAUCCGAAGACAAAUGUAUACUCAAAUCUAGUAAAGGAAAUGAUCGUUUAACCAAAGGAAUGGUCUAUCAAAUCAGAUCACCAAAAGAUCAAGCAUUAAUUUAUGCUUUAUGGAAUGGUGAAAAGUUUGAAGAUCUGAAAGAUGAAGAUUUGAAAGCUAUCCAGUCAAAAACUGGUAAGCAAAGACUGCAUAAUGUAGCUGGUCAAAGGUCAUUGGCUGGACCAAUCACAAAUAGCGAGAAAAAAACUGAGAUAAAUGUAAGGUCACAGGUCAUCAAGGGGGAUAAUUCAAAGUUCCAAGCUGAAUUUUUGCAAUCUUUAGCUGGAAAACAGUGCUGGACUAAUUCAGGCACUAGCUGUUCUACCGUAGAUGCUGACAGACAAGAACAGUGCAUACAGCAGGAGCCAGUGCAAACAAGCAGAAUUGACCAGGAUAUUCCCAACAACCAAUCGACCUAUGUCAAACCUUUGGCUGCCAAUCAGAAAAAGGAAGACAUUGAAGAAGACGAUGAGUUGGCCAUAUUUAAAAAACCUUUUCCUGAGCAAGAAGAAUACUUUCGAGUAUGUAAAAACUGUGGCUACACCAGCAAAAAUUUCCGGCGUUGUGAUGGAUGUUUUAAAGUUUUCCAGGGGGAGGUCAAAGUUCAUACAAUGAAGAAGAACACCAACAAAGCACUGGCAGGACCAUCAGAACCUCAGGAUCCUUUCAGUAGUGUGAUGGAGGAGGUCAACUUCUACAGUCAGGGUCAGAGUCCUAGAGGUCGUGGUAGAGGAAGGGGUGCUAGAGGGUCUGGCCGUACACGAGGUGGAGGCAUGAAGGGUCGAGCUGGGGCCCGAGGCAGUCAAGAUAGCAGCAAUAGCGACACAGAAGACUCAGUAGAAGGAAAAAGAAGCAGCGAUAGCUCUGCGAGUAGUUUUGACAAUCCUGCCAAGAAACGGCCCUCGAGACAAAAAUCCAAAAAUCCGGCUCCUAAAAAGCGUUCCAAGAAACAAGAUGAACCAGUCACGCUCACAAUAUCUUCUGACGAGGAUGAACCGUCGUCAACCUCAAGUCAUGCCCCCAGCCCAGCUCACUCUGCAGGAGGUGACUCGCCAAUCUUUCCGUCUCUUCACUCGGAGCCAGUCAAUGCCUUUGGUCGAUUCAGGAGAGUUCUGAUGGAAGAUGAAGAUGGCAUUAGUAAGCUCAGCAAAAAGAUGAAGACGACACCACCAUUGAUGGACAGGUGUGAGGAAGAUGAGGAUGACGAAGAUGAUGAAGAUGACGAUGAGGUGCCAAUCUAUGAAAUAGAUAUCCGCAGUGUGAGGAUUGGUUCAAUGAGAACCCAGCCUGAAGGCCCACUCAUGAUCAAUAUGAGAGGAAUCUGCUUUAAAGUCAGAUCUGAGAGAACAGAAGAGGCUUUUGAAUGUGAAAUACUGGCUCAAGACGUGGAACUUGUCAAGUAUUUCUCCGGCCAGACCCAGCCAGUUCUCUUUCUUCUACUGACCCAAGAAAGUGGUGAGAAGCUGCGGGAAAUCUGUCACAUGGAGCCUGGAGAUGACGAGUACUUUGAUCCUAGUAGUACAGAUAUGAAGCAGAAAAUGGUUGUGAUCAUCAUAGAAUCUUUCAACUACAUGCCUGAAGCCAUGUUGAAAGAAACGUUAUCUCUGUGGGCCGACAUGAAUCAAAUGGAUGACGAUGAUUUCAUAGAAGAACUGACAGAAGAAGGUGCGAAUGACCUUCUGAUUCAGUCAGCCCCUCCUGUACUCACAGCCAACGUGGAUAAAAAUAUCAUCAAAUUUAAGAAAAGGUACAUUUCCGACUGUAAUGACACUAUGCUGGCUAGGGCUCCACUGUCACCAUCUGACAGCACUGACAAUGAGCCUGACAGUACUUCCAGUUCUCCCCCAGAAACCCGACAUUUCUUGGGAACCAAUGCCAGACUUCUGCAGUACCCACCUCCACCACUCCGAGGGAUCCCCAUUACAACAGAAGACUUGUAUUGUUUGACUGAAGGAGAGUUUUUAAAUGAUGUUAUCAUUGAUUUUUACUUGCAGUAUUUGUAUUUAGAGAGAUUGAGCCCUGCCAACCGUCAAAGAACUCACAUCUUUAGCUCAUUUUUUUACAAACGUUUAACUCAAAGAGACAGACACGUGGAGAAGAGUGAAGAGGACGCUAAGAAAAGCCUCCCAGAAAGACGCCACGCUCGUGUGAAGAAAUGGACAAAGACUGUGGAUCUCUUUAGUAAAGAUUUUAUUAUUGUCCCUAUCAAUGAACACUCUCACUGGUAUCUAGCUGUCAUCUGUUUCCCUGGUCUUGCUGGCACUGAAAAAAUCACUUAUGUUCCUAAUAAUUGCCAUGCUGUUGACGAAGAUUCUACUGAUAAUGGAGGAACAGAGGAAGAACCAGUUGCCGGCAAUUCUCAGGAGACACGUUCAACAGGCUCAAGUACCUCUCAAGAGGCUCGACCAAAAACAAUUUUAGGGCGUCAUUUAGAUCCAAAUGAACCAUGUGAAGUUAAAUGUGAUGGCAUUAGGCAGCCCUGCAUCCUUAUGUUUGACUCUCUGGCAGGACCCAGCAGAAAUCCUAAUGUCAAAAUGUUGAGAGAAUAUCUUCAGUGUGAGUGGAACGCCAAAAAGACGAAUUGUGAGCCACGUGUCCUGUCCAAAAUUAUCAGAGGAGCCUCUCCCCGUGUCCCCCAACAGAGCAACUAUAGCGAUUGUGGAGUUUAUCUCCUUCAGUAUGUGGAGAGCUUCUUCGAGGAUCCCAUUGGAGAUUUCCAGAUCCCUAUGAAGGGUUUACAGAACUGGUUCCCUGAGGAACUAGUGCUGAAUAAACGCAGAUACAUUCAUGAGCUGAUCAUGAGCUUGCACAGGCGUUACCAGGAAGAGAGGGGAGAGACUAGGAUAAUGGACAUCAAGUAUGACUCAACACCACGGGAACCCCCCAUGAGAAUCCAGACAAGGCCAGAAGAGAGCAUGAACUCAAGUAACAGGGAUGAUGAAAGUUCAAACUCGUCAAUGUCUGCCGAUACCAACAAUGACCCAUUGGCAGCUCUGCAGCGACCUCCUUUAGAGAAUUUUCUAUUAGAUAGAUCUGAAGAUGAUGGUUCUCUAAAGACAUCUAGUGAAGGUGUUGAGUCUGAAAACAAUAUGAUGGAGCCAACAGAAAUGUCCGUGGAUCAGCCAGAACACAACAUUUAAAUAUACCCACUGUUCUUGCAGACUCUAAAGAAAACUAGCUCAUAGUCUUGACUUUUAUAGAGGUGCAGGCCAAAACUUUGUCAUCAAACCUAUUUUUGUAUGUCUCUACAUAUUUUUGACAUAAACAGACCCAUAUGGACAACUUUCCUGAGUUUUUUUUUGUUUUUUUUUUGUAUGGUAUUCUCAGGUGAUAAGGUUGUGUACCUUGUAUUAUUUAAGCAUUUGUUCAUGAGGUGAUACCUUGUAUUAUUUAAAUAUUGUGUAUGUUUGUGGACUUUUGACUUUCUGUAAUAGAAUGUGUCAUUUCUAGAUUGUCCAUUGAUUGUGUCUUACUGAUAUUUGCCUAGUUUAACUUCUGGUGGCCUGUGAGGUCUGUCAGUUGAUUGUGGAAUUAUUACGCUGCCACUUGUGUGAUCAAGUUGAUUAAAUACAUAUUGACCAAAUCAUUGUGUUGUUAACCAUAAAAGAUGUGGAUAUUAAAUUUUAUUGGUGAACAUUCUCUGUGAGAUGUUGACAUUACACUCAGUGGUGACAUUCUCAGAGUUGGGGAAGUUGUACUUUUGUCCUUUUUUUUAUGUUUCAGCCCUCUAUAUUUUAAUUUGUAUUUCUUUUCAUACUAAAAUUUGUCUAAGUUUUUAAUUUAAAUUUAUAAUACAUUUCAUGUUAUCUGAACUUGAACAAGAUUUGAAUUGAACAUUUUGUCUGUCUGUUGUUGUAGUUGAUUGUUCUCUCAAGAUUAUAUCCAUGUGUGAAUCUGUUGGUGUCUGUCUAACUGCAGUACAUGUGUACAUAGUUAUGUAGCUCGAUGCAUUAUGUCUUUGCAGGCUUUGCUAAAAAAAAAAAAGUAAAUUAUUCAAAUGACA